UUUUGCCAGUGGUUUUGGAGGAAAACCUUGGAGGAAAACCCUGAUUUUGCCAGGGGGUUUUGGAGGAAAAUCCCAGAUUUCCCAGUAGUUUUUGGAGGAAAACUUUUGGGAACCCAAGAUGUGCUCCCAAGCAGGGAGCGCUGCCCCAGUCCCUCUCCUGUGCUUUCUCCUCGUGUCCCGUGUCCCUGAUUUUGGGCUGGGGUCCCCUCUCUCCACAGUAUGAUUACCUGGGUGACAGGCGGCCCGUCCCGGCCGGGAUGUACCCCUACCACUUCCCGGCGUCCCCCACCAUCCACGACAAAAUGGAUGAACUUUUAGACCUUCAGUUGCAAAGAAACCUAGAAUAUUUGGACCAGCAGGUGACGCCGUUCCCGGAGCCCUACAGGGACGCCCUGCACCCCUACAAGAUCAGCGAGCAGGACACCGAUAAGCUGCUGGGGAAGCUCUGCGAGCAGAACAAGGUGCUGCGGGAGCAGGAGAGGCUGGUGCAGCAGCUCCGCGCUGAGAAG
This is a messenger RNA of Zonotrichia albicollis (white-throated sparrow), 509 nucleotides long. Lineage: Eukaryota; Metazoa; Chordata; Aves; Passeriformes; Passerellidae. The record is from RefSeq and is a predicted model, not a curated record.